Molecule: messenger RNA, 2765 nt
Organism: Pectinophora gossypiella (pink bollworm)
Lineage: Eukaryota; Metazoa; Arthropoda; Insecta; Lepidoptera; Gelechiidae
Product: cytochrome P450 4g15-like
Exons: 11
Coding region: 146-1843 (565 amino acids)
Molecular function (GO): iron ion binding; monooxygenase activity; heme binding
Source: RefSeq, a predicted model, not a curated record
UAAGCGUGUGUCAGGAUUGCCCUGUGCAUCGUGCAUUGAUUCUUGGGAUCCCACCCAACGCGCUUGUGGUUACGGAGUGUAAAAAAAUAAAAUAAUUAAAAUACUUUGAAAAAUAUUUAGUUUCGGGCACUUUUUUGACAGAGCCAUGGCGACCACGGUGGCAGACAUCCACACCAACGAUCACAUGAUGACCAGGCUCCUCUUUUACCCCCUGGUCCUAUUGGCUUCGGGCCUCUGGUUGCUGUACCGAUGGCAGCAGAAGUCCAGGCUGUAUAAACUAGGGAAUAAGAUACCAGGACCCAUGGCGUUACCCAUAUUCGGCAACGCUCUGCUCGCUAUUGGGAAAAAGCCUGAUCAACUAGUGGACAUCGGCCUGGAGUACGCGGAGAAGUAUGGCAACGUCAUCAGAGGUUGGCUCGGGUCGAAGCUGGUCAUCUUCCUGACGGACGCUGACGAUGUCGAGGUUAUCCUCAGCAGUCACGUCCAUAUCGAUAAGUCAUCGGAGUACCGGUUCUUUAAGCCCUGGCUGGGUGAAGGAUUGCUUAUCAGCUCAGGUGAAAAAUGGAGAUCCCAUCGAAAAAUGAUUGCUCCUACGUUCCACAUCAAUAUAUUGAAGUCGUUCAUCGGUGUGUUCAACCAGAACAGCAAGAAUGUGGUCGAGAAGAUGCGAUCAGAGUUGGGGAAGACCUUUGACGUCCACGACUACAUGAGUGGUGUCACUGUCGAUAUUCUUUUAGAGACCGCAAUGGGAAUAACGAGACAAACUCAAGACGACUCUGGGUUUGACUAUGCUAUGGCUGUUAUGAAAAUGUGUGAUAUUAUUCACCAAAGACAUUACAAGAUAUGGAUGCGUUUUGACUCCAUUUUCAAAUUCACUGCUUUCUUCAAGAAGCAGAUUAAACUUUUGGGUAUUAUUCACGGAUUGACCAAUAAGGUAAUAAAGAACAAGAAGGAGACAUACCUACGGAACAAAGCUAAAGGCAUCAUUCCACCGACUAUCGAUGAGCUUACUCGUACCCCAGAGGAGUCAGAUAGUGGACUGGCAAAUGAUACCUCCACACUAGCAGACACGGUCUUCAAAGGUUACAGGGACGAUCUAGAUUUCAAUGAUGAAAAUGACGUUGGUGAGAAGAAACGACUUGCGUUCUUAGACUUAAUGAUAGAAUCAGCUCAGAAUGGAACAAACAAAAUCAGUGACCACGAAAUAAAGGAAGAAGUUGACACUAUUAUGUUUGAGGGUCACGACACUACAGCGGCUGGGUCCAGCUUCGUCUUAUGCCUUCUGGGCGUCCACCAGGACAUCCAAGCCAAGGUAUACGAUGAGCUGUACGAGAUCUUCGGCGAUUCUGAUCGACCAGCCACCUUUGCUGAUACUCUGCAAAUGAAGUACCUUGAGAGAGUCAUAUUUGAGUCUCUAAGAAUGUUUCCACCAGUACCCGUUAUUGCCAGAAAACUGAAACGCGAUGUCAAAAUAGCUACCAAAGGCUACGUUCUACCAGCCGGUUCGACAGUCGUGAUCGGCACAUUCAAGAUCCACCGCAACCCGAAGUACUACAAAAACCCCGAUGUCUUCGACCCGGACAACUUCUUACCUGAGAACACGCAGAACCGACACUACUACAGCUUUAUCCCCUUCAGUGCUGGGCCCAGAAGCUGUGUUGGCCGCAAAUACGCCUUACUGAAGUUAAAGGUGCUCCUGUCGACAAUCCUGCGCAACUACAAGAGCGUGUCAGAUAUUCCUCAAGAACAAUUCAAGUUACAAGCAGACAUCAUCCUGAAACGAUCUGAUGGCUUCCAAGUCCGAUUUGAACCAAGAAAAAGAGUCCCAUCCUCAACUUUAUAAAUUCAUUUCUUAUUCUUAAACAGGGUCCACGUCCCAAACAACCUUAAAGACUGCUAGAGUUGCCACCAAUAAUAAGAGAAUAAUAUUUUCUUUUUUUAAGAAAAGGCUAAAAAGUCUUUUCGGUCAAAAUGCAGAAAAUAACAAGGUCCUAUAAAAACGGGUUUGCAUGCGGUCAAUUUUAGUAUUUUUGUUUGUGUACUAUUAAGUAACUAGUGGCACAUCAUCACUAAUUUAAGAGCCACGUACUUGUCGGUGUAGCAUUCUCCAUGCUACUUUUCUAGGGAAAAAUAGAGCAGUGGUUUCCCCUCUUGCCUUCCGUCCCGCAGUACUCUGUCCGACGUGAGUGGGAUGGCGCCCAAAAUAGUUUGUUUGGAAAAAUAGCGAGGCAUGUGCCCCGCACGCCGUAUUCCGCACGCAUUUUGUAAGUAAGUACUUACUAUGUAAGUAGGUAUUUUGUACGUGCGUAGCACAUGCGUCCCUCGUGAAGGUAUACACAUUGCGAGUCAUGCAUGCGUGUGGGGCACAUACCUUCCUAUGUCUAUCUCCUCCCUUAAUAAAAGGCACAUUAUUGAUCCUUAAAACUAAAUUGUUUUUUAUAAGCUCAGGUGAUACCGUUUUACCACUAAUAGGAAGCUUUACAUAUUUACUGUGCUAUAGGCAUUGACAAAGACACCCUAGCCCUAAUUUCAUUUCAAAGUUCUAAGUCGAUUUUAUUCCAAGAUUUUUUGUUUAAUGUGAAUCUUUGUUUGGCCUAAUUAAUUAGGUGGUUGUAUGUUUCUGCAUUUUAUGGUCGAAUUGUUAGAAUAAGUAUAAAUGUUAAGCUUAAUUUUAAUUAAAAGGAGGACGGGCGCGCCUUUCUCUUAAAACUUCUUAAAAUGUUUUGUGAUAAGAACAUUUAAAUAAAGAUUUUUUUAUGAAUAAA